UCUCGACGAAAGAGAAAGGUUGAGAUUGAAGGGUACGAAGAGCAAAAGCACGGCGGUGGUGGUGUUGGAAGCUUCUCAGUUUCAGCUCUUUCCCUUUUCCUGAAAAGCUCGCGGUCGCAGCGAGAGAGAGAGACUCGCAGUUGCUGCUCAUGCUCGUGCUCGUGCUCGUGCUCGUGCUCGUGCGACGCCAAGCUUCGCUCGCUUCUCUCACCGUCACUCUCUCUCUGGUCUUACUGGCAUAGCCAGGUAAGAAUCUUGCAUAAAAGCAGUUGCCUGUGGGUGUUGAGUUUUGAUCGGCUGAUUCGUUGAUCUUCUCGAAGGGAUGAUACUCUCUGCUCUUUUAACUUCUGUCGGGAUCAAUCUUGGGCUCUGUCUUCUGUUUUUCACUUUAUAUUCCAUCUUGAGGAAGCAGCCUAGUAACAUCACUGUCUAUGCACCUCGCUUGGUUGCUGAGCAUAAGAUUGAGCAGAGGAGGCAGUUCAAUCUCGAGAGGCUACUUCCUUCUCCUGGGUGGGUGAGACAAGCAUGGCAGCCCACCGAAGAAGAACUAUUAUCACUCUUGGGCCUGGAUGCUGUAGUUUUUACGCGUGUCUUUAUUUUCAGUUUGAGAGUAUUUAGCUUCGCUACAAUUGUUGGGAUCGGCAUUCUCCUUCCUAUUAAUUAUCUGGGUACUCAGCUGAGUGAUGAUUCUGAACUGCAAAACAAGUCUCUCGACUCUUUCAGCAUUUCGAAUGUCAAUGACGGUUCAAACUGGUUGUGGAUCCACUUUUCUGCUGCAUAUAUUUUUUCCGGAGUGGUGUGCUACCUUUUAUAUUAUGAGUUAAGCUAUAUAUCUGACAAGAUAAUUAAGUGCUUCUAUUCAUGCAAACCUUUGCCUCAUGACUUUACUGUACUUGUCCGUGGUAUCUCCACUUCAUUGGGACACACCGUUAGUGAAGAUGUAGAGAGCUUUUUCACAGAGUACUAUCCUUCUACCUAUCUUUCCCAUUCAGUUGUUCGUCGAACCAGCAAACUUCGAAGUCUCAUAAGUAAUGCAGAUAAGCUGUACGAGAAACUGACUCGCGUAAAAUCGAAUAAGGAUACUCCAAGAAGGUUCAAACGUGAUGGUCCAUUAGGACUUUUUGGACGACAAGUUGAUCUUGCAGACCAUGAUGAGAAGAAGUUGGAAGAUCUAGAGGAGCGGGUGAGGAUAGAGCAGUCUUUGUUAGCAGGACAGGAAGUUCCAGCUGCCUUUGUCUCAUUCAAGACACGCUUUGGUGCUGCCACAGCUCUGCACAUCCAACAGAGGAUUAACCCUACCAAGUGGGUCACUGAGCAAGCUCCUGAACCUCAGGAUAUUCACUGGGCUUUCUUUUCUGCAUCAUUCUUAAGAAGAUGGAUCAGCAACCUGGCUGUGGUGGCUGCAUGUAUUGCCAUAACUAUUUUAUUUCUCAUUCCAGUUGUAAUAGUGCAGGGUCUUACUAAUCUGGAUCAGUUGGAGACCUGGUUCCCUUUCCUUGAAGGAUUGUUAAAAAUAACAUUCAUUAGCGAAGUGAUAACAGGAUAUCUUCCCAGUCUGAUUCUUCAGCUGUUCCUCUCUCUUAUACCCCCUGUUAUGGUGGUACUUUCUUCAAUGCAAGGAUAUAUAGCCUUUAGCCAAAUACAAAAAAGUGCAUGCAUCAAGGUGUUGUGGUUUACAAUCUGGAAUAUUUUCUUUGCAAAUGUACUAUCAGGCUCGGCUCUCUACCGAGUUAAUGUUUUCCUUGAUCUCAAGAAUAUUCCUACGGUGCUUGCUGAGGCUGUUCCUGCUCAGGCAUCAUUCUUCAUUGCAUAUGUUGUAACAUCUGGAUGGACCAGUGUAUCGUCAGAGCUUUUCAGGCUGCUUCCACUCAUCUUUCAUGUUUUGGCAAAGGUCUUUGCUAGAAAAGAUGCCGAGGAAUUUGAGGUUCCACAGAUUCCUUACCACAGUGAGAUACCCAAAAUUAUCUUCUUUGGGGUUCUUGGUAUAACAUACUUCUUCCUUGCUCCACUGAUUCUGCCAUUCCUCCUGAUUUAUUAUUGCAUGGGAUACAUUGUCUACCGCAACCAGCUACUGAAUGUUUAUAUCUGUAAGUAUGAGACCAGCGGAAAGUUUUGGCCCAUAGUACACAGUUCAACAAUUUUUUCCUUGGUCUUGAUGCAUAUUAUUGCUAUUGGUAUCUUUGGACUUAAAAAUCUUCCCCUAGCAUCAGGUUUAAUGGUUCCUCUCCCAGUUCUCACCCUUCUGUUCAAUCGGUAUUGCCAGAAACGGUUCCUGCCUCUAUUUAAAGCUUAUCCAGCUGAGUGCUUGAUAAAGAAGGAUAGCGAGGACCAGAAUGAUCCCACGAUCGGUGAAUUCUACAAUAAAUUGGCCACUGCAUAUGAAGAUCCAGCUAUGAGGCCAACACAAUAUUCACUAAGCACCGAUUCGCGCAGCACUCCCCUUCUUCAGGCUGCAGAAGUUGAGAACCUAGCUUGACGAGGAAUUUCUUCUUGUAUAUUACCAGAGUUCCCGAGUUUGUUUUGAGUGAUUUGGGUUGGUGACGUGAGAAAAACCUGUCUAUCCAAUACUAGCAUAAAGUUCGAUUCAGAAAUUAUCCAUUGUUUUGGGGCUGUUCUUGAACUUGAAGUAUCAAGCGCGUCCAUCAGCAUUUAUCGGUUUGACCUUUGGCAUUGGGGGUUAUGGAAGGUGCAUCGGUAUUGUAUGGGUUCUGUUGCUAGAUAUGUAUCCUUGGCCAGCAUAAGUAUAGAGAUGAGCACAUGUAUCAAAGGGUUUGUAAAGACUGAACUGGGUGAUUCUUUGUUCUGAUUUCCAAAGGAUUGAUUCUGAAGGAUGAAUUACUUUAAAAA
Messenger RNA from Syzygium oleosum, 2847 nucleotides. RefSeq names its product CSC1-like protein HYP1. Gene Ontology annotation, molecular function: calcium-activated cation channel activity. The record is from RefSeq and is a predicted model, not a curated record. Gene Ontology annotation, cellular component: plasma membrane. The coding region runs from base 323 to 2476 and encodes 717 amino acids. The transcript is spliced from 11 exons. NCBI's taxonomy places the organism in Eukaryota, Viridiplantae, Streptophyta, Magnoliopsida, Myrtales, Myrtaceae.